Messenger RNA from Debaryomyces hansenii CBS767, 177 nucleotides. RefSeq lists its product as uncharacterized. The coding region runs from base 1 to 177 and encodes 58 amino acids. The record is from RefSeq and is a predicted model, not a curated record. The transcript has a single exon. Lineage: Eukaryota; Fungi; Ascomycota; Pichiomycetes; Serinales; Debaryomycetaceae.
AUGGGAUUCUUUGCCAAGUGGAAUAGCUUACCGGUAAGGGUAAGAUAUUAUAUCGGUGGGUCUACAUUUGCCUUUGCUUUAAUUGGUGACUACGUUACGGGAAGGGUUAAUGAUGAAGUUAAGCAAAGAGAGAUUGCGCUGAACAAAUUGCAAGAGGAAGUAAGUCUGUCUAAAUAA